This is a messenger RNA of Eurytemora carolleeae, 1735 nucleotides long. Its product is annotated as very long-chain-fatty-acid--CoA ligase bubblegum. Bases 257 to 1735 code for a protein of 492 amino acids. Gene Ontology annotation, cellular component: membrane; endoplasmic reticulum. The record is from RefSeq and is a predicted model, not a curated record. The transcript has 17 exons. Gene Ontology annotation, molecular function: long-chain fatty acid-CoA ligase activity. NCBI's taxonomy places the organism in Eukaryota, Metazoa, Arthropoda, Copepoda, Calanoida, Temoridae.
CCGCUAAUAUUCACACUAUAUCCAUUCUUCAAAAUACAUAAUACGCAGACGUACGCUUAAAAUGCGUAACUAUGAACCGGACCGACCUGCGUCACAUUCCUGACGCCUGAGACGCCGCAGUUAAAAGUGAACCACGGUGUAGUGUGGUUAGAAGAAUGCGUAUAGAGGUGAUAUAGUGCGUAUAGUUAUAUAGUGAUAUCAACGUUACACAACACAACAAUUAUACGCAUUCUUUAAAAAACAAGGAAUAAACAUCAUGAGGUCCUCACGGAGUUCCAUAAAAGAACCACUCGGGAAGAAGGCCAGUGGAUUGGGUAAACUGAUGUCAGCUUUGCACCAGAACGCUUCUAGUCUCGUCACUUCAAAACCUGAACAAAAUGGACCAAAUCAGGUUUUACCAGCCACCGAAUACAUCACCUCACGGCGCAAUAUUUGCGUAAAGUUACGUAAAGAAGAAACUGGAUUGGGUGCUGAGGAACCUAUUUCUGUACCAUCUCUUAUACAGGAUCUUGCGGAACUGUAUCCGGAAGUAAUAGCUUUGAAGAUCCGGGGAACGGAAGCCGGAACUUGGAAAACAUGGAACUACAAUCAGCUGUACGAAGAGAUACAGGUAGUUGGAAGGGCUUUCAUAGAAACCGGUUUGCAGCGCCACCACUCAGUGGCAAUAAUUGGCGCCAAUUCUCCAGAAUGGAUUAUAUGCAACAUGGCCGCCAUCAUGGCAGGAGGAAUAUCAGUGGGAAUUCAAACUAGUCUGACUGCAGAUGAAAUUGCUAAAGUAGCAUUAGACUCUAAAGCUGAUAUAAUAGUUGUUGAUCAAGAGCACCAAUUGAAAAAGGUUUUGUUGAUACAACAUAAGCUGCCUGAGUGUAAAGCAAUUAUCCUAAUACAAGGAGAACCAUCUAUUGCAGAUAAGCGGCGGUUGCAUCGAACUCAUAGAAAGCAUAUCUUAUCCUGGGCAUCACUCCAAGAACUCGGCCAGUCCCUGUCUGAGACUAGAUUGGAUGACCGGCAGAGAAGAAUAGCAAUAAAUCAAUGCUGUAGUCUCGUGUACUCCAGUGGAAGCCAUUCUACACCCAAGGGAGUAAUGUUCUCUCAUGACAACUUGACCUGGUCUGCUAAAAUGGCACUUGGAUUCAUCAGAGCUCCAGGAUUCAACAGAAGCCCUGCCCCAGGGGAGGAAGUUUUAAUCAGCUAUCUACCUCUUUCACACAUAUCAACACAGAUCCUGGAUAUCUACUACUGCAUGACUGUGGCUGGUACUCUUGUAUUCCCAUCCUCAAAUAUACUUCAUGACGGGGAUAUGUUCUUUCAAGAAAUUAAAACGAUCCAGCCAACCAUACUGUACGGUCCUCCUGUCAUAUUUGAGAGAAUAUAUCACAGAUUGGUUCAAUUGAGAAGAUCUGUGUCGGGAGUUGAACGAUUUUUCUUAGACUGGUCUAAUGGAGCUGUAUCACAAAAACAUCUACAAAACCACAGUGGUUUAUCUCUUCCCGGAGCUAAACCUUCAGGUUCAACCAAGAUUGGAGAUAUCCAGAGCAAAAUCGCCAAAAAUACUGUCUGCAAAAAGUACAAGGAGAGUUUAGGUUUGUGUCCUAACACCCUAUAUCUGUGCCGGGGCGGGCCUCUUCAGGACCGCCUCCUACGGUUCCUAUCUGGGUUUGAUAUUGUUGUACACUCUGGGUACGGACAGUCAGAGACGACCAGUUUUCUUGCAGCUAAUAUCCCUAAACGGUAA